Caenorhabditis auriculariae is the source of this 1507-nucleotide messenger RNA. Lineage: Eukaryota; Metazoa; Nematoda; Chromadorea; Rhabditida; Rhabditidae. The record is from the annotation of a GenBank genome assembly.
AUGCCCGAUCUUCAGAGUAAUAUCCUUUACCUUCCCAGACUUGGCUGGUAUCUUCCCAUCUAUAUCGAUUACGCUUUGCUUGAAGGAAGGUACGAAAUUAAAUCAUCAACGGACUGAGCCAAAAUUGUAAAAUGUUUUCCAGACAUGCUGUGGCCAAGCACUUCUUCUUGGCAAUAAAUCUUCUGGCGGUUUCAAUCUGCGCUCCAUUGGCCUUACAUUUGACCCGUCAGUUCUACAGAUCCACUGUGAUCCAUCCAAGCCUCAAAUUGGUCUAUGUCGUCCAUUUUUGCACUUAUCAAGUUUUCUGCAUCUCUUCGAUUGUCUGUCUCAUUUACCAGGGCCAGUAUCUCAUCAUACCUAGUAGGUUUUUAGUUUCGAAAUUUGGUUUCCUACUGAACCUAGAAAUAAGUAUUGUUGGCGUCAUUGAACCCUUAUAACUCUACUGAAAGACAUAGUUAAAAUAUAAUCUGUUUUGUUUGAGGUCAGAGUGUUGUAAAAUAUAUCUUCCUGACCUUUUUGAACCUCAUUGAGAGAGAAAAGUUACAAAACGCCUUGUUUUUUUCAAGAAACUAACCUCAAAAAGAUUUCUCUCACUGAUGAGGAUUUUAGAAACAUUCCCGGAAGAUCUGCCGAUAACGAUUUUCGGUGCCCACAAAAUCGAGUAUCAGUGGUCGCAGGUCUUUUUCACCUUGGUGAUCGUAAUUGAGCGUUUCGUGGCGACAAUAAGGAUGCGAAAGUAUGAAAGGUCGAGGAAUAUCUCUCUCGGCGUUGUUCUUUGCCUUGUACAGGUUUUCCAUAAAAUGAUAAUUGACGUUAAAAAAAUCAUUUUCAGCAAGCUUUGGGCGGGUAUCUUGGAUACUUGUCGGUCACGAGUUCUCUGAACUUGUUUCUGAGUUUUUUUCUCCUUCUCUUUCUCAUAAUCCCAGUUUCCCUUGUAAGUGGACACAGAGAUUUUGUGGAAAAACACCGAAGUUUCAGGUCUUUGUUUAUAUUUACAAAUUCAACAAAUCUCAACUGGUCCGCGUGUUGUCCACGCCGUUCACGUUGAGUAUAAAAUAUCAGAUCAUCGAAAAUUUAUACGUUUUCAAGGUGAGUCCCUCUUUUGAAAUGAACCGAAAAUUUAAAAAAGGCCGUAGUCUCAGACUCUGAAUGAUAUAGUUGGACUAUCAGCGUUCUGCUUGUUCUCCACGAAUAUAUUGAUAGUUGCCAGCCGAUUUAUUGAUAUCGGGGGUCCGUACGGAUUCUGGCAAAUCAUCAUUUCCUUCCUCACCGAGCUGAUUUUUACAACGUUAGCAAUUUCUAAAGAUAAAUCAGAAGACGAGACAACUUCAGAACGCCAGUUCUUCUCAUCUGGCGACUCAAUAGGAACGAAUCGCUCAGGUUGCGUUUUCGCUACGUAAAAGUUGUACGUGGAGUUUUUAGAAAAAGCGUGAGAGGGAAAACGAUGGCGCGACAGCAGGAAGGAGCUGACCACUACUUCAAAGACUUGCAAGAGAGCUGGAAAUAA